Messenger RNA from Hymenoscyphus albidus, 642 nucleotides. The record is from the annotation of a GenBank genome assembly. NCBI's taxonomy places the organism in Eukaryota, Fungi, Ascomycota, Leotiomycetes, Helotiales, Helotiaceae.
AUGACUUCCUGGAUGCCACUCCAAUACGGCCCAAUGACCAACUCGCCACAAUACACACCAAUCUUCCACCAGGACUACACCACAAUAUCAGAGCCCCCCACUAAUCUCACAGACACCGCUGCAUCCAACCUCCCUGAGCGAGCCUACCCCCUAUGUCGUCUCUGCAGAGGCAAAAAAUAUGGCUUCACACACUACUUCCAUAACACCGAAAUCUUUCCCUCGCCACCCCACCAGCUCCUCACUCACAUCGAGCAAUCAUACAUCCUCCUAAAUCGGCUGCAAAGUCUCUUCACCACCUACGGAAGACACCUCACUCAAUCUCAGGAUGAGAAGGAUGUCAAAGCUUGGGCUAGUGAUGUAGAGGGUUUGGUCAACGCUGUUUUUGAGUCUGCGAGGAGCGAAGGGUUUGAAUUGGUGAAGGGAAAGGCGAGGAUGGAGGAAGUGCUUGAGUGGAUGAGAGGAGUUGUGGAGGGGCUUUGUGGUGGGGUUAUGGGAGGAGUUGAGAGGAUGCGGAGUAAUGUUUUGUUGUUUGAGUUUCGGAAGUUGUGGGAGAGGGUUUGGAUUGGGUACUUGGAGGAUUUGAAGAUGGUUAGAAUGGGUACUGGGUUAGAGGAUACGAAUGGAGGGGCUUUGACUUCGUAG